Messenger RNA from Xyrauchen texanus (razorback sucker), 3884 nucleotides. RefSeq names its product GRAM domain-containing protein 2B (gene gramd2b). The record is from RefSeq and is a predicted model, not a curated record. Bases 1779 to 3155 code for a protein of 458 amino acids. The transcript is spliced from 15 exons. NCBI's taxonomy places the organism in Eukaryota, Metazoa, Chordata, Actinopteri, Cypriniformes, Catostomidae.
CAAAAUUAAACACAAAAACGUAUUAAUGCAGUUUAUACGUUUAUAACAAAAAAUGCUAUUAUAUGCAAGUCAUUUUAGUGUCAACAUAAUAAGCAAUGUACAUUAUGCGUCAAUAUUUACCGAUAAUUGCUGCAAUAAUAGCUGCUGCUCUCUGCCCCGCUUAAAAUCAUUGGCAACGCAAUUUGUUUGGAACUAUUGAGAGCUACACGAAUCACGUGACCGCGCGGCGGCGAGAUCACUGUCGCAACCGUCUAUGUUCGCAACUCUCAUAUUUAACGGCUCUGGGGUGCGUAACUUGCUGCUCCACUACCGUAGUACGAUGCACUGUUGAAGAAAUCAACUUGCUAGUCACGACUGUUUCCCGAAACCGUAUUGUCGCAAAUUGGUUGUUCAACCACGUUGGUUAAUGAUGUCACACAUGUGGUGGAGUAAAAACUACUUUUAAUGAAUCUGUUUGCGAUCGAAUUAAUGCUAGAUGUUUUGCUAUAAAUUACGGACAUGUCAUCUGAGGACUAUCUCAUAUUUUUCUCAGUUAUUUGCUUUAUUUCCAGAUUCAAUCAUAGGCUCGUUCUUACGCACUAGAGCACGUUCACACAUGCGCACUCUUCAAAAACGGUGCUUUAAAUCUAUUGACAAACUAAAAGACAUAAAGGACAUUUGUAUGUCUUCUAAAUAAAAGAUACUGAUUGUACUGAAUGUCGUCUUGCUUAUUUGGCUCAAGAUAAUAAUUUAUUAAGCCCACAUGUUAUAAUAACAAGAAACUCUGCUUCUAACCACAGGUCGAGUGUCGUUUCAACCACACAACUCUGCGAUGCUGUUUGCGAAUGUUCGUUGGAAUGAUGGUUUCGGGAAACACCGACUCGUUGAACUAUGAUGAUAACGACGGAACUUGCUACCAUAGUAAGCUAACGAUGCUUUUGGGAAACGCACCCCUGGUUCGCGCUUAGUAGAUGCCGCCAAGGCAAGUUCAAAUCAAAGCGCGCGCGCUGUACUGUGAUUGGUGGCUCGUUUGACCAGUUACGUUUUUAUCCACUCAUAAAUAAAAAGGAACGACUGAUUUUGAAAAUGUAGUAGAGUAAAAAGUAAGAUAUUUGACUUUGAAAUGUAGUGGAGUUAAAGUAAAAGUCUCCCCAAAUUUAAAUACUUCAGUAAAGUACAGAUACGCAAAAAAGCUACUUAAGUACAGUAACGAAUUACAUUUACUCCGUUACUGUCCACCACUGGAAACGAGUGAUAAAGACUUAAAAUUAGAACAAAACGAAUAGUACAGAAGAACAAAUUAUCGUGCAGUAACUUAUAUAAUCAACUUAUAUCGCUUGUCCGAGCGACAUCACUUAUAACAGUAACAUAAAACAAGCCUUUAAAAAGUCCGUAACACACUAUGUGCACUGCAACCAGCAACUUUAAGCAUUACUGUAGUCUUUAGACUAAAGGGAAAACCUUGAGAACCAUCACGUGUUUGAGAAAAAAAAAAAAGAAGGAUAUUAAAGACAAACGGAUUCAUAUCUUCAUUUCUCCUUCACCGUGAAUAAAUGCACGAGCUCCCGCGAAAAAGGCUGUUUUCCCUGCAUCCCGAGCCUGUUUCACCAAUGGCCACAGCUUUGAGCGCCUCUCACGAUCACCUUUUGAGAAGUCUUCCUUGAAGAGAAGUCCAUUAGCUUGGAGAAAGGCAGAAGACUUAGCCCGCUUCCAGAUUUCAUUUCUUAUCACUCGCGAUGUAAACUGAAGAAUAAUGGGUCGUGGACGGGAGUCAGCUCUUCUUGCCCAGUCGAUGUGCGAUGUCAAUCGUUUCCGAGAGCCGCCCUGAAUCUUCCGUUGGUUUAGUUGUGAAAGUGCUUCAGUUAGCAGACGGUCACAGAUGGGACUGGAGGUCACAAACCUUCUCCAGACAAACAGAAGCUGCAGAGACUCGGAUCAGAUCUGACAGGAUGGAGAAACUUCAUCUGAUCUCUGAAGAAUGCAGAAACAGACCCAUGUGUUCAGUCCCGCCACACCGACAGCUGCAUGAAUGUGUGUUACUGCGUCAAUAUGCUGAAAACAUGGACGAGGAGGAAGGAAUCAAAAUGCCGCAGUCUGAUGCUUUAAUGUCACUGGAUGCUGAGGUGGAUAUUUCUGCCAGGAGAAGAAAACCAACUCUCAUCCGAUCGAAGACAUUAGAUCCUUCUCUCUUUCUGCAAGUCCAGAGUGACUCUGAAUCCAAGUGUGAACGCAGGAAACCGCAGACGGGACAGUUUCUGCGAACAAAUUCCCAGUACCACAAAGUUUUUAAAGACAUAAGUGAAGAGGAACAGCUGAGACAGAGUUACACGUGUGCCUUACAGAAAGAUAUUCUGUAUCAAGGGAGACUCUUUGUGUCUGAUAACUGGAUUUGUUUCCAUUCCAAAGUUUUUGGAAAAGACAUCAAGAUUGUGAUUCCAGUUUCCUCCGUGACAGUCAUCAAGAAAACCAAAACUGCCAUCUUGGUGCCGAAUGCGCUGGAUAUUUCGACAUCACACGAGCGGCAUGUGUUCGUCUCAUUUCUGUCUCGGGACACCACAUACAAGGUGUUGGUGUCAGUUUGCCCUCACUUGGUUGAGGACUGUCCUGGGAUCAGUCAGAUUCAAUGCCAGAGCAGCUCGACAGGACAGCAGACGUCUCUUCCCACUGAUCUCGCCGUGGAUCUGUCUGAUGUAGAUGCUCCAGUCACACAGACGGAUCCGCACAUGGACGACAGCAGCAGCUCCGACUGUCCAGAGUCUCCAGAUUUUGAGGAAACCCCCAAAUUCCCCAAACGUCUGCAAAUGGUCACGGACAAAUCGAAACCAGACACUGAACUGGAUUCUCACCCACAACAUCAAACUGACGCUUCAACACACCUGCAGUACAAUGGGUCUUCAGAGGAAACACUGAGACCGGUUUCACUGUCGUUGAACACUCUUGUGCUGGUCUAUCUGAGUCUCAUCUGUAUCCUGAUGUUGUCGUCGUGUUACAUGGCGUUUAAGAUCGUGUCUCUGGAGGAACGCCUGACAUCUCUCGUCUCCAUGGAGUUUCCUCAUAAAGGAGAUGAAUCUGAAUCUCCAGCAGAGAUCUGCUCAGUGCUCUCUCUGAACCUCCUGAAGUUAGAAAAGAUCCACAGAAGUCUGCAGAGACUGCUGCAAUCUGUAUCGCACGAGUGACGGAUCAUUCUGAUGUCAUGGAAGAUGAAGGAAUCUUCCGCAGAUGUUAAAAACAUCCCAAUAUUCAUCACGAUUCGUCACAAUAUGAAUCUGCUGUUUGUGAUUCAGAAGAUGUUUAAACUAAACUCUGAUGUUUAUAAGAUGAGUUAUAUGUGUAAGAUGUGUGUUAGUGCUCAAGUGAGCUGCUGGCGGGCCAGAACCGGGCCUGAUGAUGUGUGUGAGGAAAACCAACAUGACCACGACAAACUUCUGUCAUGAAGAUCUUCGUAUAAGAAUGAAAUAUAUUUUCUUAAUCUUCUGUGCUGUGAAACACAAUGUUCUUUCUUGUGUGCUGCUCUGUGAAGGAUCUCUUUCAGCUCAGAGUCGGUGUGUGAAAGAGAGUGUUGUGUUCGAUGCUAAUGCGACUGAACGUUAUCUCUCGUCUCCACAGAAAACUAUUGUUUCUGCCUCAACUGGAAUGACUUGGAGUGCUGGGGAGUUUUCAUGUUUUGUUUUCAGCUUUUAAACGUCCUGACAGUGUCUGAAAGUCAUCCAUAACACUUUACAACGAGCGUCCAUUUGUUGAAGUACAUAAACAAUACUUUUAUUAAUCAAUGUUCAUUUCAUACUAAUACAUUUUACAUUUAAAAGUUGUAUAUGUUAACAUUGAAUAAUGAAAUAUCAACAAACAUGAACUAACAAUGAGUAAAUGUGCUAUUAUCAAUUAAUACUAAAACCAAGAUGAAUAAA